Molecule: messenger RNA, 609 nt
Organism: Gongylonema pulchrum
Lineage: Eukaryota; Metazoa; Nematoda; Chromadorea; Rhabditida; Gongylonematidae
Source: the annotation of a GenBank genome assembly
AUGCAGGUAAUCUGCGAUUACUACUACAGCCUAUUUGUAGGAAAGCAUUUGGAUAUUCAGCCGGCGCUAAUUAGUUCACCGGAAUAUUUGUUAAAAUUUGGUCCCGGUGAUUGCUCGGUUGACCAGUGUCCCUAUAAUUUCACUAUUGUGGCACAAACCGGUGCAGCUCACGUGCUACACAUUACUGAUGGUACCACAGAAAUUUAUACAGUGGUGAGGCCGAAUACUGUUAAUAUGCUGUGGCAAUUGCCGCAAUUCUUUGUUAUGACGCUCGGUGAAGUACUAUUCUCGGUGACUGGCCUGGAAUUUUCCUACUCACAAGCACCGCCAAAUAUGAAAUCGGUUUUGCAGGCAAUGUGGCUGAUGACCGUGUUCCUGGGCAAUGUAAUCGAUAUGCUUAUUUCUGGAUCACAUAUUGUCGCUGAACCGGCCACUGAAUUCUUUGUCUACGCAUUUAUGAUGAUUGUUGUGAUUGGAAUCUUCAUAAUGCUGGCCGUACGGUAUACGUAUGCAGAAGACAGGAACAUGCAAAUGAAGUUCACGGAGAAGCAAUCCCAGGGCAUCGGCUUAGAACAUGGCAAUAGCAGCACAGCAAGCAGUUAUGACUAG